Cuscuta europaea is the source of this 709-nucleotide messenger RNA. The record is from the annotation of a GenBank genome assembly. Lineage: Eukaryota; Viridiplantae; Streptophyta; Magnoliopsida; Solanales; Convolvulaceae.
GAUGAGGCCGAAGCGGCCAAGGAAGAGGCACUGGCCAACCUAGCUGCCGAGAAGAGUGCCCGUGAGGCUGAUCGUCUUCGGGCGGAGGAGGCCGAGAGGGCCAAGGCCGAGGCUGAGGCUGCGGCGGUGAGAGCUGCCGAUGAUGUUGUCGCCAAGUUCCUGGCCGAGGGCUGGAAGGCCGAUGAGCGCCUCCCUUGGUGCUAUGAGGUUGUGGCGGCCAAGCUAGAGGAUUGGGGGCAGAACUCCCCUGCCGGCCAAGAAUACUUCGAGCGGGAGAUGUCCGUAUACUACAAUAUGGGCCAGCAUCGGAUGCAGAGGCUCAUCUACCGCCGGCUUAGUCGCGCCCUCAGGACCCUGAACUACACCCGGGGUUGGGUCAGGCGGAACCUGCGCCUUCCUCGGCUGAUGAGGGACCCAGAGGAGCAGGCCAACCUUCCCUUGUGUGAUAGGCAGGCUCCGAUAGAGAGUUCCGGCCUGGGCGAACCAAACUACCAGGAUGACGACUACUUGGACGACACCGCCGCUUCCGUUAUCGAGGCCGGCCUGGAUCCUGAGAUUGAAGUUGGUGCUGAGCAGGUCACCGAGGAGGACGUUGCGGGCCCCGCUGCUGAUGAGGCCGCUGCAGAGCCAUGAUCGGCCAUAACCUCUUUUGACUUGUGACUGGCCUUUUUGUUUUCUAAUUCUGAUUGUAACGGCCGAAGUGCCCACC